AUGGCCGCCGACUCAACCUCCGCCAACACCCCGACCGCAGACUCCGCCGCCGCGACACCCACCAACACCACCACCGCCGCAGCAACAGCAGCAGCAACAACAAGCACCGCCAACGGCUCCCAAAUCCGACCGGGCGGAGCUCCCGCCCGCGUCUACAUGAACGAGAAGAUCGUGCCGUAUCUGCUAGAAGGGAUGAAGAGUGUCGCGAAGGACCAACCACCCAAUCCCCUCCGCGUGCUGGGCGAAUUCCUGAUUCAGAAAAGUAACGAAAUUGAGCAAGGGGCAGCAGCAGCAACAGCAACAACAACAACAACAACCACCAAAACGCCGGAGUAA
Molecule: messenger RNA, 336 nt
Organism: Aspergillus uvarum CBS 121591
Lineage: Eukaryota; Fungi; Ascomycota; Eurotiomycetes; Eurotiales; Aspergillaceae
Product: DPY30/SDC1 family protein
Exons: 2
Coding region: 1-336 (111 amino acids)
Source: RefSeq, a predicted model, not a curated record